This is a messenger RNA of Staurois parvus, 295 nucleotides long. Lineage: Eukaryota; Metazoa; Chordata; Amphibia; Anura; Ranidae. The record is from the annotation of a GenBank genome assembly.
AUGCGGCCAUGCAUGCUGCGUUUUGCAUGGGCACAAGAACCCAUUCAUUUGAAUGGACUCCCGUGCCCUGGGACACAUAGGGAAGACAUCCCUGCACUUCUUUGGAAAUCGCAGCCCGCACGGGAACCUCGGUUCCCAGUGCGGUUGCGAUUUCUAGUGUGGGCAGCGUGCCAUUAGAAUUAAUGGCAUCCGCCCGCAGGUCCGCAUUCUUCUGUGUGGGUGGUGCCGCUGCAGAUCCACACAAAAAUCCAUGCAGCCGCAGCACCCGCACAGAGGAAUGCGGACCCUCAGGCGG